Messenger RNA from Fusarium sp. VM40, 897 nucleotides. Lineage: Eukaryota; Fungi; Ascomycota; Sordariomycetes; Hypocreales; Nectriaceae. The record is from the annotation of a GenBank genome assembly.
AUGGCUAAAACCCCCACCAUCCUCAUAACUGGCUGCUCAGAAGGCGGAGCUGGUAAUUCCCUUGCUCUGGAGUUCGCGACUAAAGGGUAUCGGGUCUUUGCCACCGCUCGAUCCACCAAGACGCUUGCUCUUCUCCAAGAAAAAGGCAUCGAAACUCUGACGCUCGAUGUGACCCAACCAGAGAGUAUUUCCGCUCUUAAGGCUGAGAUUUCUAAGCGAACUGGAGGAACAUUGGACAUCCUGUUCAAUAAUGCUGGCAUGAUGUACGAGGCUCCUGCCAUUGAAGCAGACCAAAAACAGGUCCAGAAUAUGUUCAGUACCAAUGUCUUUGGUCUUUUUGAUAUGGUCCAGGCCUUCACCCCACUGCUUCUUGCAUCGGUGUCUGGCUCAAGUACGCCACCUACCAUCAUCAAUACUGCAUCAAUUCUAGCUCGACUUCCUUAUCCAUUUUCUGCCCAGUACAAUGCCUCCAAGGCGGCCGUGUCCUCCUAUUCUGACACCCUGCGGAUCGAAUUGGCUCCCUUAGGCAUCAAGGUGGUCACCUUGUUCAUGGGAGUAGUAGCAACAAAGCUCGUGUCGCCCGAUAGAGUACUGUUUUCUUCCGGUAGCCUUUUCCUUGACGCCGAAUCGGGUCUCAAAGAGAGAUCUAGGCUGCAUGUGCGUGAUGGGAUGAAACCUCAAGAAUUCGCACGACUAGUGGUACAAGAAGUCUUGAAGAACAAGACAGCUCUCGCCAAGGGGGAGUACAUAUGGCAGGGAACCAAUUCGUAUGUCGUGUGGCUUCUUAAUGCCAUUGGAUGGAGGAAGAUCUUUGAUAGCACAUCUGAAGGAAGUGUUGGCCUGGAUAAGGAGUUAAAGCGUGCUAUCUUCAAGAAGGGCCAAGAAAGUCUACUUUGA